Messenger RNA from Theobroma umbraticum, 1111 nucleotides. Its product is annotated as SWIM zinc finger family protein / mitogen-activated protein kinase kinase kinase (MAPKKK)-like protein. The record is from RefSeq and is a predicted model, not a curated record. NCBI's taxonomy places the organism in Eukaryota, Viridiplantae, Streptophyta, Magnoliopsida, Malvales, Malvaceae. Gene Ontology annotation, molecular function: zinc ion binding; ubiquitin protein ligase activity.
UGUAUUUUAAUCUUGGAAUCACACAUAGGAUUCCUAUGUCUAAAGCUAUUGAUGAGAUAGGAAGGCAAGUCUCGUUUGCUUACAACAUGCCAUAACUUGCCUUACCGACUACCGUCAACCCAGCCUUUUUAAACAUUUCAUUCCUUAAUCAACCUCGACAAUGACAGAGCUAUUAAGCCAUACAGGGCUGAUCAUACAGCUCCCCAAUCGCCACCAAGUUAAGGUUUCCCAAUUCCCCCACGAUCCCGCUAUUCCUCUCGUGUCCUUCAAUUUUACCCAAAGAAUCUUGGCCAAAAGAGUUCCUAACGAACAUGAGAAUCUUUCUCUUAAAUCGCACAUUUCAAGCACUUCCAUUCUCUCAACUUCAGUUUUUCCAAUAAUGGACUCCGUUUCCAGUUCAUCAUCAACAGCGCCAAACAUUAACGACCACCACCACAACAGGCUGCACCACCGGUUCAAACCGAUCCAACCCGUUGCAGACCGGCUAGUCAGAGCCCUCCGCCACCCGCUCUUCCUCCUCCACAGAUCCGAUUCCAACUUAUUCUUUAUAUGUGCCACCGGAAAUGUUUACACCGUUGCAUUAUCUGCCACCCCUUCAUGCACGUGCCCCGACCGUACAACCCCAUGCAAGCACAUCUUAAUUGUUCUUAUCCGAGUAUUGGGUGUCUCCAUUGAUGACACGUGUCUCCGGAGGAGGACUCUCCGGCCAUGCCGGCUCAACCGCCUUCUCAGCACCCCUACAUCUCCUGAAGCACUAGCGGGGGCUGGAAUACGGGAGAGGUUUCAUCAGCUUUACUAUCAGGCCAAGAAGCAAGGUGAGUCGUCAGGAGGAGUUACGGAGAUCGAAGAAGGGAGGACGUGCCCUGUUUGCUUAGAAGAAAUGGAAAAAGGGGAGAAAGUACUGGCUUGUUCGACAUGCCGUAACCUGAUUCACGAAGAAUGCUUGAUGAGAUGGAAGAGAAGCAGAGGGAGGAGGUCGGCUAGUUGUGUGAUUUGUCGUGCAAGGUGGAUUGCUGAUCAAGAGAAGUAUCUGAAUUUGGCGGCUUUCCUUAGCCAGGACGGGGCGGGUGAGGGUGGUGGCGGUGGGGGUGGCGGGCUCUGCGCUGGAUAA